Symsagittifera roscoffensis is the source of this 2423-nucleotide messenger RNA. Its product is annotated as Bardet-Biedl syndrome 7 protein homolog. Bases 20 to 2179 code for a protein of 719 amino acids. The record is from RefSeq and is a predicted model, not a curated record. Lineage: Eukaryota; Metazoa; Xenacoelomorpha; Acoela; Convolutidae. Gene Ontology annotation, biological process: intracellular transport; intracellular protein localization; cilium assembly. The transcript has 9 exons. Gene Ontology annotation, molecular function: protein binding. Gene Ontology annotation, cellular component: BBSome; axoneme; ciliary basal body.
AACUUAUUAAAUAGAUAUAAUGUCCCUUGUGCUUCAGCGGCUGGACUAUAUCAAUUUAGGGCAAAUAAAUACAAAAUGCUUAGAACUUCUUCCAGGCAAAGAAGGCCAAACUCAGAAAGUGGUAGUCGCUGAUAGAAAUGACAACUUGAUAGUUUUUGGCGUUAAGAAAGGCGCAACCAGUACUGUGUUCAAAGCUCCACUCCAGAAACAGGUUGAUGUCAUAACGUUAGGUGGUCAGCUCGGAAGCCCUUCGGACAAAAUUUUUGCAGUGACACUUUCAGAUGUGAAAGCUUUCAAUCGAAAAGGGAAAAAUUUUCUGUCCUUUCCCUCGGGGAUGAGUGGGCCUGUAAAGUCGUGCGUAGUGAAGGGAAGCAGCAUGUUUCUGGCGACAGAUCACGUGUACAACAGAUUUGUGGACUUGAAAGAGACCGACUAUUACCUUCUCACGGAUAAAAUAAACUCGCUCUGUGUGCUCAACACUUCUGAUACUGAUAUGCGUGUAGUGCUAGCAUGUCAAGACAGGCUUCUGAGAGUGCUUGUGGGAUCUGAGCUGCAGUAUGAGGUCGAGGUACCUGGCAACCCAACAUGUGUAACAUUACUGAAUAGAACCGGUGGCUAUUCUGGAGAGGAAGUUGUGUAUGGAACGAGUGACGGACAAUUGGGUGUCAUCUCCAUCGGAAGAUCCAAUCCAGACCAUGGCUGGUCCCACUCCAACGAACUGGGUCGGGGAGGAGUGACCUGUAUAGACUUCUACAACAUAUACGGACCCGAUGAGCCAUCGUGUAUGAUUGUAGGCAGAGAUGACGGAUAUGUGGAAGUGUUCACGUUGUCAGACUUCGAGGAUCCGAAGAUUGUGUUUUCGUUUUGUGCCAACGAGUCAGUAACUGGAGUAAGAGGCGGACAAGUGAAUUCAAGCGGAGUGGAUGAAAUCAUAGUGACCACAUACAAGGGCUGGGUGUUCGGACUAACUUCAGAGAUGCAAGACAUCGUCGUGCAUUCUUCAGAUGCGCCCCUGCCUACAGUUGUGAACGAGAACCAAGUGCAGAAAGUGACCGAGCUUGAAAACGAAAUCAAAGUAAUGCAAACGACAUUAAGUAAAGAAAAAGAAAAGUUUCAACAGGCUUCGGCCAGUGCUAAGUCUGGCCAAGCGUAUUCAGCAGCGGCGCCGUUUCAAGUGAAUGACAAAUUCGUGCUAAGUCGAGAAGACGCCAGUUAUAUUCUAGCUCUGGAAACGCAAGUAUCACUUGACGUGAUUCUAUUACAAAGUGACGUUCCAGUGGACAUAAUAGACUCGGAUAAGAGUUCGGCGGUGAUGAGCACAAGUGAAUGCGAUCCUUCGGAGGGGAACUUUCUGCUGGUCACUUUCAGGUGUCAAGCCAACACAACCAGGUUUGAAGUGAAGCUCAGAACAAUAGAAGGCCAGUAUGGCACAUUGAAGGUGUAUGUUACUCCUAAGACGCAACCAAAGUUCUGUCAAGUACUCGAGUACGUGAUCAAACCCCUCUCACUUCACCAGAGGUCCCAUUACACAGACGAAGGGAAAGAUUACAACGAACUUACAAUAGAGGGAAACUUCAGUUUGUCCGAUAUGCACUCGUGGGUUCGUUAUUGUCUCCCAGAGGUAUCCGAGAGACCUCCAGCUGCGGAAUCGGUCAAUCUUAAUUUCGUAUCUGUGUUUCUGGACACGGACCUGUCAAUCAUGUACGAGAAGAACAAGGCUGUCUUCAAAUCGGACAAUAUUUCGACAAUAGCCAUUUUGAAAGACGUGAUUAGUCGGGAGGCAAUUAAACGGAAAGUGUCUUUGAAUGCGAAUGUAAGUAUGGAGGAGAGCACUGUGGCCCAUGUGUUGCGUCUCAUCCAUCCUAAGAUGGAGUACCAGACCAUGCUGGCUAAGAAGGUCCAAUUGAUUGACGGACUGAAGGACCUGCAGAUGCAGGAGGAUGACAUCUCAUUCCUAGCGCCAGAAUAUCAGGAGAUCAUAGAACAAGAAAAGAAGAUCAGAGACGAGUUCACCAGACAGCCUGCACACUUGGAGAGACUGUACGGCAUGGUGACAGAUCUGUUCAUAGACAAGUUCAAAUGCAAAGGAGUCAAUGUAAGGAACAGAGUGGACGAUCUAACUGCAGUCUUAGACGCUUACGACCUAAAUGCUGUUCUCGCUUUCUUCAAUAAGUUUUAGAGUUCAUUGAUAGCUUGAAAUCGAUUGACAGUAAGCCAGGUAAAGUGUUGGUAAACAAAAAAAAAUCGUUGAGGAAAUUGUAAAACUGAUUCAGACAUUUAGAAACAGCCAAAAGAAAAUUACAAAAAUAUUCUUAAAUAUCAAAAUUGAUCAACUAUGGAGUGUAUAUUUAAGUGCGUGAUUGUGAAUAAUGAGUUUUGGUUAAUUUAUGAUCAGCUGUAAAUAUGUAAAUUGUGUAUCAACU